Molecule: messenger RNA, 372 nt
Organism: Knipowitschia caucasica
Lineage: Eukaryota; Metazoa; Chordata; Actinopteri; Gobiiformes; Gobiidae
Source: the annotation of a GenBank genome assembly
AUGCUGAGCAUCGCAGUGGCUGCCUCUGCACAUCCUUGCUUUGAUGAAAACGACUUGGAGGAUGCAGCCAGGGUGAAGCUCAACAACCAUUUAUCCCAGACUGGUUUUCCCAUGCAGGCCUCAGAUGUGCCCAUCAAGUGCCCCGUUGAUCUGUACAAGACAGGCAGUGAUCUGAUGGGCCGCUCCAUAUCCCCGUGGGCCAUUGUGGAACGAAAGAUGCCUGGGCACUUCCCGUCCACUUACUAUGAGGCCGAGUGUCUGUGUCAAGGCUGCAUUCUUCCAGACGAAGAUGGAGAACCGCAUGAAACAACUUGUUACAACUCUCGUCCGGUGAAUCAGACUCGCAUUUUUCCUGAAGAGGGAGCUGUGUGA